CCUGCCUGACACACUGCUUCAUCCCCUGGCCGCCCGCUCUCAGCCGCUCACCUUCCAACAUCCAUUCCUGUUCCUGCACCUCUGGACAAAACAAUAUCCUUCCCUGUGGCUCUCCUCAGCUCACCCGGACCUAGCAACCUUCCUGUACAAAUACCACUACCCAGAAACAAAUCUCCCCCCUGGAUUCCUGCUGCCAGUCCUGCGUCUCGUCUGCUCCCGUCUCUCACAUCGCUCUUUAUGUAGUAAUAAAAACCUUUUUUACUUACUUUCUUGUUCUCCGUAUGGUGAUUCUGCAUGUCGUGGGUCAAGAAACUUCCUCCUGCCAUGACAGAAUCAUCCGGCCAUAAUAUUGACUCCAUUGCAGAAUCCGAUCCGUCCGUUAACUCUCCGUCCGCCGUUUCUGAAACACUCUCCCGUCACGAACACGCCAUUCAUAGCUUGCUAGAACAAUCCUCUGACUCCCACCAACGGUUACUCCUUAUGGACAACAUGUUACGCACCCUCACUGCCAAGCUAACUUCCCCGGAACCUUCCGCCCAGCCGCCUCCUGUUUCUCCUCCGUCCGCACAUCCGGUUUCGGCUCCUGCCAUAAACUUCCGGAUACCCGACUCACUCCCUUCUGACACAUAUUCCGGUGAGUUCGGCAAAUGCCGUGGUUUUUUAUUUAACUGUCAGUUGACUUUUGAGAGAUCCCCCGAAGCUUUUGUUGUAGAUUCUGUAAAGAUCUCAUACAUAAUCGGAUUACUCCGAGGCAAGGCGUUAGACUGGGCCGAAGCAAGGAGCCACGACGCCAGUUUCCUGCGCGGUUCCCUCUCACAGUUUCUGACCGAAUUCAAGCAGACAUUUGAUCAUUCUGAGUCUCCCGCUAAAAUAGCUAAACAGCUGUGGAACCUCCGUCAAGGAAAACAGACUGUUGCUGACUUCGCUAUAGAGUUUCGCACACUGGCUGCAGUUUCCUCUCUAGAUCAAGGUUCACUCCUUGGAGCAUUCACUCAGGCAUUAAACCAUCGCCUCCAGGAUCAGUUGGCGUUAUGCCAUGAACCCCCCGAUCUAGAAUCUCUCAUAUCCUUAGCACUAAAAAUAGAGAAACGUCUCAAGGUACAUUCUACGAGUUCUCCAGUGUCCCAUCCGCCGUUAACCCAGAUUAAACAUUUCCAGCCACAAGUUACAACACCAUCUGGUGACAAGCCCAUGCAUAUAGGCAGAACUAAUUUAACCCCAGGAGAAAGGCAACGUCGUUUCACUUCUAACCUCUGUCUCUACUGCGGUCAACCUGGUCACCGACUUUCGAGCUGCGCCCUACGUUUAAAAAGGGCAAGCCCACCAGUAGUUCCGGGAAUACUGGUGGGUGGCAAUGGUGUUUCAGAAUCCCGCUGUACUCUACCAUGUACCAUCACGUUUAAUCAAGAGAGUUGUUUGUUGAAGGCCCUGCUUGAUUCAGGCUGUGAACGUAACAUGCUGGACCAAACAGUCGUUCAAAAGCUGGAUAUCCCCACUAUUCCUCUUCCGACUCCUUUGAGAGCAUCGUCCCUGGAUGGUAACACACUCACUGCCAUUACCCACCAGACUGUGCCAGUAAACUUACAAGUAUCAGUUCUGCAUCUAACCCCGAUCCACCGGUUCCCCCUGACCUGUCAGGAGUACCAGAAGAGUACCACGACCUCUCGCUCGUCUUCAGUAAAGACCGUGCCUCCUCUCUGCCCCCUCACCGACCCUAUGAUUGCGCCAUCGACCUCCUGCCUGGUGCCACGCUACCAUCCAGCAGAACACCGUCAUCACGUCAGAGCCAUACUUCAACGCCUCCUGGAGAACCGUCUGUAUGUUAAAGCAGAGAAAUGUGAGUUCCACGUUCCAUCUGUCAAGUUCCUUGGAUUCAUCCUCGAGAGCGGGCGGUUGAAGACUGAUCCGGACAAGAUUCAAUCAGUUCUCUCCUGGCCUACUCCCACCACACAUCACCGUCUCCAUCCAUGUGCAUUUUUUUCUCGACGCCUCUCACCAGCGGAGCAGAAUUAUGACGUUGGAGAUCGGGAACUUCUGGCUAUUAAAUUGGCUCUGGAGGAGUGGCGGCAUUGGCUGGAGGGUGCAGAACACCCCAUCAUCAUCUGGACAGAUCAUAAGAACCUAGCAUACUUAAAGGAAGCAAAAAGAUUAAACCCUCGACAGUCCCGCUGGUCCCUAUUCUUUUCCCGUUUCCGUUUCCUUAUCUCUUACAGACCCGGUUCCAAGAACACCAAGCCGGAUGCCCUAUCCCGUUUGUACUCUCCCGACAAAGACCCUGAACUCACACCAAUCCUGCCGCCAUCCUGCAUCGUGGGCGCUGUAGCCUGGGACAUCACCAGAAAGGUUCAGGAGGCCCAACAAACCGAUCCAGACCCAGGUACCGGUCCACCUCAAAAACUUUAUGUUCCCACCAGGGUUCGGGGAGACCUGAUUCAUUGGGCCCACACGGCAAAAUUUUCCAUCCACCCGGGGGUCGGUCGCACUCUAGCUCUUAUCCGCAGGACCUUCUGGUGGCCAUCCAUGUACAAAGACGUCCGUGAAUACAUCAAUGCCUGUUCCAUCUGUGCCCGUAACAAAUCCAGUAACCAACCUCCAGCCGGACUUCUUAACCCACUCCCCGUACCCACUCGCCCUUGGUCUCACAUUGCUUUAGAUUUCGUCACUGGUUUGCCUCCCUCUAACGGUUUUUCUGUCAUCCUCACCAUUGUUGAUCGUUUUUCUAAAUCCUGUCACCUGGUUCCCCUCAAAGCACUCCCAUCCUCUGCCGAAACAGCCCAACUGCUUAUCAAACAUGUUUUCCGUCUCCAUGGCAUCCCCUCUGAAAUAUUAUCCGACCGUGGCCCCCAGUUCCUGUCCCGGGUAUGGAAGGAAUUCGCUGAUCACCUGGGGGCUCGUGUCGCCUUGAGCUCUGGAUUCCACCCUCAGACGAACGGACAAUGUGAAAGAAUGAACCAGGAGCUCGAGGCCAUGCUACGGUGCGUCUGUUCAUCCAACCCCUCUGGUUGGAGUUCCCAACUUCCCUGGGUGGAGUAUGCCCAUAAUGCUCACACCUCCACAUCUACUGGUCUGUCUCCGUUUGAAACUGUACUCGGCUACCAGCCCCCUCUGUUUCCAUCGAAUCCAGAUCCUCCUGCUACUGCACCCCAGUUCAUUCGCCGUGCCAGAAGCACCUGGGCUCAGACCACGGCGGCUCUCCAGAGGACUGCUGACCGCAACCGCCGCCUGGCCGAUCGACACAGGCGACCCGCCCCUGUGUAUGCUCCUGGGCAGAAGGUCUGGCUCUCCACCAAGGAUAUCCGCCUGAAAGACACUAGCAAGAAACUGGCUCCUCGGUUCAUCGGUCCUUAUUCCAUCGUUGAUGUCAUCAGUCCGUCCACUGUCCGUCUGGCUCUCCCCUCAUCCAUGAGGGUCCACCCAGUGUUCCACGUCUCCCUGAUUAAGCCUGUCCUCUCUAGUCCCCUGUGUCCUGCUCCUGCUCCUCCUCCGCCUGCCCGGCUCGUUGGUGGUGGUCUGGUUUACCCUGUCCGUCGCCUCCUCGAUGUCCGCCCCCGGGGUCGGGGCUUCCAGUACCUGGUGGACUGGGAGGGCUACGGUCCCGAGGAUCGCUCCUGGGUUCCCCGCUCCUUCAUCACCGACCCGGGUGGGCGUGUCUGA
Nothobranchius furzeri (turquoise killifish) is the source of this 3654-nucleotide messenger RNA. The record is from RefSeq and is a predicted model, not a curated record. NCBI's taxonomy places the organism in Eukaryota, Metazoa, Chordata, Actinopteri, Cyprinodontiformes, Nothobranchiidae.